Messenger RNA from Sphenostylis stenocarpa, 966 nucleotides. NCBI's taxonomy places the organism in Eukaryota, Viridiplantae, Streptophyta, Magnoliopsida, Fabales, Fabaceae. The record is from the annotation of a GenBank genome assembly.
AUGUCUCAGCCAGAGACAACUGAUGAAGAUAAGCCACUUGUUCCAGAGACAAUUGUUGUAGAAGAAUAUGGCAAGAGAUAUGGACUUGGUCUAGCAAUUGAGAACAACCUAAAAGUGGAUCCAAGAAGGCAUGGAAAACUACCACUAUCUUCACAAGCAUCAAAGGAGAAAGAGAAAGAGGACGCAUCACAAGACUUUGAUGCUUAUGCUUCUUGGUCUUCAGAAACUGACAUGUCUGCAAUGGUUUCAGCUCUUGCUCAAGUUAUGGGAACAACCAAUCGGAACCCUUCCAUGCCACAAUCAACCUCUUCUCCUCUCUCACCUUUCCAGACCAAAGAUGAACCUCAACCUCAACCUCCUCUAGAUGAAGGGAUGAAAAAGAAGGCACACUACAGAGGAGUGAGACAGAGACCAUGGGGGAAAUGGGCAGCAGAAAUCCGUGACCCCAAAAAAGCUGCAAGAGUGUGGCUUGGAACCUUUGAAACGGCAGAGGAUGCAGCCCUUGCAUAUGACAAAGCAGCACUCAAGUUCAAAGGCACCAAAGCCAAGCUCAAUUUUCCUGAAAGAGUUCAUCAUGAUGUUUCCUGCAUGCAACACCAAGCUUCAUCAAACACAAACAUUUUUCCCUUCCAUGCAUCUUCUAACACUGCCUCUGCCACAGGUGCCACUGAGCCUGUUUCUUCUGUUCAUGGUGCUGCUCCAUCCCCAUUUUCCUCACAUGAUCAACAUGGCCACCAAGUUUUUCCAAACCUGCUUCAAUAUGCACAGAUUCUUUCAAGUGAUGAUGCAGAGUUCCCUUACUACACAUCCCAUCUUUUCAAUCAACAACAGCAGCAGCAGCAACAGCAACCACCCUUCAGCUCUCAAUUCUCUACCACUUUUUCUUCAACCUCUUCUCAAGCAUCCUACUUCUACAGCCACCACCAACAAUUUGAUGAACAUGGACAUGAUCACUCAGGCCAGUAG